UGUGGUCUAUGCCCGAAAAUCAACCCAUGUCCAAAACAAAUUUUGUUUCUGUUCUCUGUUGUGCCACUUACAUAAUCGGAUUAUUUAUUUUUAGAAAGAUUUCGUAUAAUUAGAUAAACCGUAUUACUAAUGCUUUGUAUCAGAGCGUUCUUCCGUUUGACUCAGCAUAAAUUACCUCAUCAUCAAUUCAAUCAUUACAAGAGAGUUUCACCGAUUUAUACAUCAGCGUGCAGACGACCUCAUUUUUUCAAUUUUCACCUUUACACGUACAAAGCACUGAAGAUGGUUGACAAGGUGGAUAAGUCUGAGCUGAAGAAGAAGUUGACCCCUAUGCAAUACCAUGUAACCCAAGAAAAAGGCACUGAGCGACCCUUUACAGGAUGCUAUGACAAAACUUUUGAAGAAGGUACCUAUGUAUGUAUUGUAUGCCAACAACCUCUAUUCAGUUCCAAAACGAAAUUUGAUAGUGGAUGUGGAUGGCCAGCUUUCAAUGAUGUUCUAGAUAAGGGAAAAGUUAAACUCACUCCUGACACUAGUGGAGUUGGCUCAAACCUUUUACUCCUCAUAUCCCAACCAGGACGCAUAAGAACUGAAGUGACCUGCUCUAAGUGUGAUGCACAUCUUGGUCAUGUGUUCGAUGAUGGACCUGCGCCAACAAGGAAGCGUUUCUGCAUCAAUUCUGCCUCCUUAGAGUUUAUUCCAGCCAAAAAGAGCGGAGACAGUUAAUAACUGGUAUGUCAGAUAGUUAGGAUUGACAUAACAGUCUUAAGAUUGAUCUAUCAAAGUUAUUUUUAUAUGAAAUAAUUAUAUUAUAAGGAUUGGUUUUGGAUAAUAUCAUAAGUUUUAGUCGGUAAAUUACUAAGUGAAACUUUCAUAUGAGUACCCAAAUGACUUAAUUCAGAGGGUCGAAGUUUCUGUUCUCAAUAAAUGACCGAUUUUUUUAAACAGUAUUGUUUUUCAAGGAAUUAUUUUCGAAGUGAAUAUUCUAGUCCUUUUUUAUUUCAAAUAAUUUAUAAUUGUCCAAUUGUUAUCCUAAUUUAUUGUCGAACAAACUGACCUGUUUGAAUUUGUUUUUAACUAGGCCUUGAUCCUAUUUUCGAAUAAGUGCUUUUCUUGUUUUUCCAUAAUACCUACUAAAAUACAAGAAAUUUUAUUAGAGUUGUUGCUGCAAUAUUACAUUUAGUAUAAAUGUAUCUCAAACUAAUUCACAGAAUGAAAUAUUAAAAAUGUUAAUAAAACAUUUUUGCUUUAA
Coccinella septempunctata (seven-spotted ladybird) is the source of this 1252-nucleotide messenger RNA. RefSeq names its product methionine-R-sulfoxide reductase B1 (gene SelR). Gene Ontology annotation, biological process: protein repair; response to oxidative stress. The transcript has 4 exons. Gene Ontology annotation, molecular function: peptide-methionine (R)-S-oxide reductase activity. Bases 130 to 726 code for a protein of 198 amino acids. Gene Ontology annotation, cellular component: cytoplasm. The record is from RefSeq and is a predicted model, not a curated record. NCBI's taxonomy places the organism in Eukaryota, Metazoa, Arthropoda, Insecta, Coleoptera, Coccinellidae.